AUGGUGCUGGUGGCCUGCGACUCCUUGGAUGGACGCUUGACAUUUUAUCCAGGAAAUCAGACUGUGAAAUUGCCUUUCAUAAAUUUUAUGAAAAGAUAUGGCACUGUCUUCCUCAAUGCCUAUACGAAUUCUCCAAUUUGUUGUCCUUCACGGGCAGCUAUGUGGAGUGGUCUUUUCACUCAUUUAACAGAAUCUUGGAAUAACUUCAAAGGUCUAAAUCCAGAUUACGUAACGUGGAUGGAUCUCAUGGAGAAGCAUGGAUACCGCACCCAGAAGUAUGGGAAACUGGACUACACCUCUGGACAUCAUUCAGUAAGUAACCGUGUGGAAGCUUGGACUAGGGAUGUUGACUUUCUGCUCCGGCAAGAAGGCAGACCCAUGGUGAAUCUUACUGGUGAUAUGAAGCAUGUGAGAGUGAUGGAAAAAGACUGGCAGAAUACUGAUAAAGCAGUGAAUUGGAUAAAGGAAGAAGCCAUUAACCUUACUCAGCCAUUUGUUCUUUACUUGGGACUAAAUUUGCCACACCCAUAUCCAUCUCCCUAUGCGGGAGAAAAUUUUGGAGCCUCUACAUUUUUAACAUCUCCCUAUUGGCUUGAAAAGGUAACUUACGAAGCUAUUAAAAUUCCCAAGUGGUCUUCUCUUUCAGAGAUGCAUCCGGUAGACUAUUACUCAUCUUACACCAAGAACUGCACAGGGGAGUUUACAAAGCAAGAAGUGAGAAAUAUUAGAGCAUUUUAUUAUGCCAUGUGUGCAGAAACAGAUGCCAUGCUAGGUGAGAUUAUUUCAGCUCUAAGAGAUACUGGGCUUCUCAAAGACACAAUAGUUAUAUUCACUGCAGAUCAUGGAGAACUUGCUAUGGAGCACCGACAGUUCUAUAAAAUGAGCAUGUAUGAAGGAAGUUCCCAUGUUCCUCUUUUAGUUAUGGGGCCAGGUGUAAAACAGCAGCAGCAAAUACCAAAUUUGGUGUCUCUCGUGGAUAUAUAUCCUACUAUGCUUGACAUUGCGAGAAUUCCUGCCCCACAGAACCUCAGUGGAUAUUCUCUUAUACCACUGCUACAUGGAAAAGCUGAAAACGAAGUGUCCCCUCGAAGGCCUCGUCCCUCGUGGGUGCUGAGUGAGUUCCACGGGUGCAAUGUGAAUUCUUCCACAUACAUGCUUCGAACGGGCAAGUGGAAAUACAUUGCCUACUCCGACGGCCGUUCAGUGCUUCCACAACUGUUUGACCUUUCUGACGACCCAGACGAGCUAACAAACGUUGCUAUAAAAUUCCCAGUAAUUGCACAUUCCUUGGACAAAAUGCUCCGCUCUGUAGUAGACUACCCAAAGGUUUCUUCUUCUGUUCACGAGUAUAACAAAAAGCAGUUUAUCAGUUGGAAAGAAAGUUUGGGUCAGAAUUACUCUGAUGUUAUUGCCAACCUUAGGUGGCAUCAAGACUGGUUAAAGGAACCAAAAAAAUAUGAGAAUGCGAUUGACAAGUGGCUUAGUCAAAGGCUGCGACAAAAAAAGAAGUUUUGGAAGAAGCUUCUUACGAUUGUGCAAAGCAGCCUGGUGCACGGGAGCAGGUUUCCAGGUAACGUAAGAAACCCCGGGAACGUGCUGGUUCGCAGAGCGGAGGUGGAAUGUCAGGAGUUGGAG
Molecule: messenger RNA, 1635 nt
Organism: Apaloderma vittatum (bar-tailed trogon)
Lineage: Eukaryota; Metazoa; Chordata; Aves; Trogoniformes; Trogonidae
Gene: ARSK
Product: arylsulfatase family, member K
Exons: 10
Source: RefSeq, a predicted model, not a curated record